Telopea speciosissima is the source of this 4749-nucleotide messenger RNA. RefSeq lists its product as uncharacterized. Lineage: Eukaryota; Viridiplantae; Streptophyta; Magnoliopsida; Proteales; Proteaceae. Bases 217 to 4290 code for a protein of 1357 amino acids. The record is from RefSeq and is a predicted model, not a curated record. The transcript has 3 exons.
AGCCAUUUGGGAUACUUUAGGAAUCAAUGCAAGAUUACAAGAAAUUGAAUAACUGGGAGUUUCUUUGGCAACAGACAAGAUUAAUCUGAUCUGUUGUAGGGAUUUUGGAGCAACAUCAACAAGAAACAGAUACUAGUGUGGACUUUUCUCGUUUGAAUAUCAAAUUAUUUCAUAUUAGGGUUUUAUUUUUAUCUAGUCUUGAAGGAGCUUGAAGACAUGCCAGUUUCAGGACAUGAAGAGCCUGGGUUUAAACCCCACGGUUGGCAUUCUAGUGAUUCUAUUGCAGGUGUACCCAUCAAGAAAAGAAGGUUACCAUUUGUUGUGCCUCAGUCACCUCCUCCUCAGAUGCAGUCAUCAGAGGCAGUGGAACCUGUCAAAACAGAGAAAGAACAUUCUAACCUAAAGGAAGAGUCAUCUCCAAAUGCAGGUGAUGCAAGGGAGGCUUCUGGGACUGGUACAUUUAGAAGUUAUUCUCUGGAAGAAAAGGGUAAAUCUUCUGCUGAUAGUAAUGUUUACUUUGUCCAAAGUAAGGUUAAUCUUCCUGGAUUUGGUCUUGGGGAACCAGCUCAUGCUGUGGCCUCGGGUUCUGGUGCUGAAAAGAGCGACAAACAGGAAGUUAAGGUUGCUGAUAAGCCAGUGUCCCCAAAAAUUCCAGAAAAUACUGAGCUACAGCUGACAGAAAAGGGAGCUACUGUGCUGGGAAUAUUGGAAGAAGCAAGUGGGAAGGAGAAACUUGAGAGCAGUAAUGGUUCUGAACUUCUGAACUCUCCAGGAAAUUCUGAAUUACCAUUAGUAUCAAAGGAACCGAUGAUUUCAGCUUUGACAGAUCAAAAUAGCCUUGGGAGCUGUGGAAAGCAACAAUUUAUUGAUCCAUGUUCAUUGAACUUGACUUUGGCCAAGGCGGACACUGAUGUAAAGAAUAAAAAAACUGUUUCCAAUUCAACGAUUGCUGGCACUCUUCCACCUGUUAACAGGUCACUUUGGGAUUUGAAUACUACGAUGGACACAUGGGAAGACUCCAUGAAUGAUGCGUCCACAUCUCACAGAUUACGUGGUCCUGACGGGUCAGAUGGAGUUGCCACACUUGGUACAGUGCCUGUGAUAUCUUCGGCUGUAAGGGUUUUUGGGGAACCUGAAAGAGCUGGUGUUACUAUAGGGAAAGAUGUUCUUGAUAAGAAUGAAUACAAGUCCAAGCUUCAUAGCUUCUCCAACCUUCAUGAUCGACAAACUGUAUCUGAUGAUCUUCUUAAUCUAUGCCUUAGUCCAUCUGGUCUCCAGUCACGCUUCAGUCAAGAGCGGCCCUGUAUGCGAAGGAAAAUAGAUUCAAUGGGAGUAGAAACUAACUUGAAAUUAUCUGAAACACUGGUGUCGUCAGCCAGCAAAUUGAAUAUGGUUGGUAGCAUUGUAAAGUCUGAGCCACCUGAUGAAGUUAAUAAGCUGGAUUUUAGGACUGCAAAUGCAAACUCUGUGAAUUUUUCAGAUAUUAGAAUUGUAAAAUCUGAACAAUUGGAAGAUCACAGCCAAGAAUCCCUCAAAUCAUUGUCGACCAGCAAUAUGAAAUUGGUAGAUCAUGGCUUUGUAAAAUCUGAGCCAGUUUGCAAAAAUAAUCAAGUAGUCUUAAAAGCAGUAGAAGAAAUACAAAGCCAAUUAGAACAGGCAACAUGCACUGCAGGUGUGUCUAUAAUCAGGGAUGGAUUGCACUGUUCAGAAAUUCCUACCCGCAUGGAAACAUUUGGUACUAGGGGGUUGUCCCAUCCUUCGGAGUCUCAUACUUCUGCAGUGGAUAUUCCAAAGAGUGCAGAGGUUUCCUGCCAGUCAGAUUUGCCUCCUUGUACGAAGGAAACAUCUGUUAAAGAUGAUGUAACACAGGAAGCAUGUGGAAGUUAUGGUGGAGUUGAUUCAGAUGUGGGCCAUGUGGCUUCUGAAUCUGUUGGUCAAGAUGCUAAGGAAUCAAAGAUGGGAGUUGUUAUGAUAGCUACUUCAGAAACAAAAGGUUCAGGUGGUAUUGAUCCCGAAUCUUCCAGAUUAAAAUUGACUCGUGAACUUCACUCAGAUUCAUAUCAGCAUGGUGAGGUGGCUGAGAGUGAUGAGGAAAAGAUCAACAUUUCAACCGAUAUGCUGGAGGAUGAUUCUUAUGAUACUGGCUAUGAAUCAGAUGGUAGUCAUGCAAUGGGUGUUACCAGUGUAGAAGAUAAACAACAUCGAGGAGAAGAUGAUUUUGAAGAUGGUGAGGUUCGAGAACCAUUGUUGCAUAAAAGUGGUGUGUGCGAGGAAAAAGAAAAACAGCAAAUUGAUUAUGAUGGAGAAUCUGAAAACAGGGAUGAUGGCAUGUGUGGUGAUCAUGUCUCUACAUCCACUGGUGAGGACAGAGGGGCUAAAAUAGAAGAAAUUGGUGAGUCAAAUAAUGCUUUUUGUGGAGGAGAGUGCAAUAACAGCUUGCUUAAUGAAAAGAAUGAUCAAGACAUGGGUAAAGUUGCAACUUCACAAGAAUCAUUGGGAGUCGAAAUGCUAUCUACAGGAUCUGAUAAGAAGGUAACAAUUAGAGCUGCUAUAAGCAAACCACUAAAUUGUUCAGGAAGGGAAGAUGGUUCAAGGGGUCAUGAGGGAGAUCUAACAUCCAAUCAUGCACUUUGUGAUUGCCAGGUGACUACCAUAGGUGAUGGUCAAUCUGAUGCGAUAAGCGAACAGGAGGAUGUCAAAGCUGAUCCAGGUGAAAUUAAUCAUUUGGUUUUGCCCAAUGCAGAACCAUCAAUAGAUGGCGAUGAAUCAACUAAAGAUAGAGGCACCAGAAGGCGAAUUAUAAAUUUGUCUCGAGCUUCUAAUGGGUCGUCAUCUUCAAGUAAACUGAGAACUAUUCCUGGCAGGUCGUUGCCAUCAAUUACGGAAAAGGAAAUUUAUACUGAUGUAGUAUUCAAGGGUGAUAAAAUGCAUAGUGAAGGCAAUAGAGAUGAAAGCUACAAUGAUGGAGUUCGCAAGUUUGAAAGAGAAAGAAAUCAAGAUCAGGCAGUUGGUAACUCUGGAUCUGAUUUUUUACAUAGCAGAGGAAGGGUUGACAACCGGUUGGACUCAUUACAUGGUGAUUGGGAUUCUGACCAUGACUUUGGGUCGGAACACUACAGCGGUCCUACUCUUCGACUACCUAGAUCUAAAAAUGCAGUUGCAGUUGCUGCUGCUAAGCUUGAGUGUAGUGGUUUCAUUGUUGCACCUGAUGGUACUGUAGUAGGUUCAGGCAGGGGAGGGAGGAAACCGUUGAAUGAUGAUUUGUCAGUUUUUUGUCAUCCAUUAUCUAGGAGACGGUCACCUGUUGGAAGAGAAGGUCCUGGUACACACAUGGUUCGCAGACCAACUAGAGAUGUGAGCCCUGAUAGAUGCCCCGGUGGAUUGAGACAUGAAGAGAAAUUUUUGAGGGGUAGGCCAGAAGACUUCUUGGAUCCUGUUUUUUCACAUUCCCAACCUCAAUAUGAGCGAGUAGAUCCUUUUCUGAUUGGGGGCAGAAGCUUUUCGCCUGGUCACAGGAGGGUUCCUCCUCGUGUGCCUCGAAUUCGGUCAAAAUCUCCUCCAAGAACCCGAUCUCCUGGUCCAUGGUCAUCUCCUAGACGAUCUCCUGAUGGGUUUGAUGGACACCCGGCAAUGACUCGUCGUAGAUCUCCACCAGUGUACAGGAUGGACAGGAUGAGAUCUCCUCAUCAACGUCCUUGUUUUGCCAAUGAUAUGGUGGGUAGAAGGCAUGGUUCUCCCCCCUACAUGCCUCGACUACCUAAUGAGAUGAGGGAAAUGGGUUCUUCUAGAGAGCAUGAGCAUCCAAGGCCAUUCAUAUCAAAUAGGAGCCCAUCUGGCAGGGUUUUGCCUAGAAAUAAUAGGAGAUUUGAUAUGAUUGAUCCUCGAGAAAGAACUGAGAAUGAUGAGUACUUUGGUGGGCCUAUGCGCUCUAAUCGAUUUCAUGAACUAGGAGGUGAAGGUGUUGAUGAGAGGAGGAAGUGCAAUGAGAGGCGUGGACCUAUUCGUUCUUUCAGGCCUCCAUACAAUGGCACUCACGUUGAGAACUUCCGUUUUCAUUUUGAGGAUGGUCCUAGGCCUAAUCAGCUCUGUCCAGAAGCUGACACUGAGUUUCAUGAAAGAGGCAACUUUAGGGGAAGGGAAUUUGAUAGGCGACUUAAAUUCCGUCCGGGUAAUAUGCAUAGAAGAACAAGAAGUAUUGAAGAACAAGAAGAAAAUUACAGGCAUGAUGGACAGGGCUGGAAUGAUGCUGGAUUUGAUGAUGUUGCUCGGGUGAAAAGAAGAAGAUUUUGAAUAUGUUCAUCAUAUUUGGCUAUUAUGAUCAUUAAAUGAUCUGCAAGUGAUGGUAUAAUAAAAGCUGAAUGUGUCUCCUGCAAUUCUGUGAGGGCUUGAGUAAGGUUAUUUUAGUGGAACUUAGAAGUAAAUCACUAACUUUGUAUGCAUUUCUAUGUGAAGUUCUCAAAAUUACGUCAGUUUCACCCCGGCCGAUCAACCUAUGAAGAGAAUACAUGUUGCAUUAUUGCUGCUUCACUCUAUAUAAAAUGCUGCUGAUGAUCCGAUUGAAUCUGUACAUGGUAUAGUACUCCUUAGUCUAUCUGUUACUACAUAUUCUGGUCACACAUUUUGCUUUUAUAUGCCAUAAAUCUAUGUCAGCUCAUCCUUGUUGAUGGAUUUUCUUUGGUACUGAUGGCUUAUGUAAGUCCUUGGUUGGUGACACUUCUACUUUUAUGAGUUUUUUAUAUGAUUUUAUGA